CUUACUUCCGCUAGAGGUCACCUAAGUCGGCCUCUUUUUCGCCUUCGCUGUUCACAAGAUGGGGAUCAGUGUGAAGGACGUGAAUCAACAUGAGUUCACCAAGGCUUUGGCCGCCUUUCUUAAAAAGUCAGGAAAGAUGAAGAUACCGGACUGGGUUGACAUUGUCAAGUUGGGAAUUUUCAAAGAACUUGCUCCAUAUGAUGAAGACUGGUUUUAUAUCCGAGCAGCCUCCGUCUGCCGACACAUGUACAUCCGGUCGCCGGUUGGUGUUGGAAGUCUUACAAAGAUAUACGGAGCUAACAAGAGCAAUGGAACGUGCCCCAGUCACUACCAUCGCAGCAGUCCAUCUGUCGCUCGUAAAGUCCUUCAGUCUCUGGAGGGACUCAAACUCAUUGAGAAGGAUCCCAAUAAUGGAGGUCGAAAGUUGACUUCUCAGGGACGCAGAGAUCUUGACCGAAUUGCCUCCCAGAUCAAGUCUAAGAAGAGAGGUGACAAGAAGACGGCACCGCCGGCUACUACUGCUGCUGCUGCUGCUGCAACAACAACAACAACAACAACACCUGCCACAACAGCAGCAGCCACCACCACCACCCCAGCUGUGACCCCAGCUGUGACUACAGAGCCUGCUGUUUCCCAAGCAUGAACAUUGAUUAUGAAAAUGUAAAUUAAAAAAAACAACAAUUUACAAUUCAA
Molecule: messenger RNA, 693 nt
Organism: Gigantopelta aegis
Lineage: Eukaryota; Metazoa; Mollusca; Gastropoda; Neomphalida; Peltospiridae
Product: 40S ribosomal protein S19-like
Exons: 6
Coding region: 59-643 (194 amino acids)
Biological process (GO): translation; ribosomal small subunit assembly
Cellular component (GO): cytosolic small ribosomal subunit; ribosome
Molecular function (GO): RNA binding; structural constituent of ribosome
Source: RefSeq, a predicted model, not a curated record